AUGGGUAUAGGAUAUGCCACUCCACCACUAAAAGACCUAAGAUUUAUGCCACCGAAAGACAUUGAGCCUUGGAAAGACGUUUUAAAAGCCACAAAAGAAAAACCUCCGUGUUUACAAUAUAAUUAUAACGUGAAAAAAGUUGAUUCUAUUGGGCAAAGCGGUGUCGAAGAUUGUCUUUACCUUGAUAUUUUUACACCAGCAGUAGAUGAAAAUAAUCGCGGGGUUGUUGUAUUUCUGUAUAAUGAAUAUUUUCGAUACUCAUAUAAUAAAACAAAAGAUUACGCUCCAGAUUUCUUCAUCGAAGAAGACGUGGUUGUAGUUACAAUAAGUCAUCGACUAUCCGUUUUUGGGUUCCUAUCAUUCCAAGAUGAUGUUUUGCAUGGUAAUUCUGGAUUGAAAGAUAUAGUAAUGGCACUGGAGUGGAUAAAAAAUAAUAUAGAACGUUUUGGAGGAGACCCAAAUAAAAUAACUUUAAUGGGUUUCAAAGGUGGGGCUGCUGCAAUAGACUUACUUAUUCAUACGAAAGCCAAAAAUCUAAUAAAUGGAGCUAUUUUACACAGUGGGACUUCCUUGACUCCAGAUAUUUUGCAAGAUGAUGUUAGGGAAAGAGCGUUCAAAUUGGGUGAAUUAUUGGAUAUCGGCACUACGAGUAGUAAAAAACUGUUAAAAUAUUUAAAUGACAUUGCUCCAGAGAAAUUACUUUCAAAGGACUUUAGAUCUCUACCUGAUGAUUACUACAAAGAAAAUCAAAAACCCAUUUUAGCUUUUGGUCCAGUAAUCGAAGUCGAUUCAGAUGGUCUUGUUCUGCACCACCCAGAAAGUUUGCAUGAUCCCGUCAAUAUUCCCAUAAUGAUUGGAUCAAAUUCCCGUGACGGUUUAGACUCCGCAAUUGAUUACCUCAUUGAUCCAAAACAAAUGAUAUUUAUCGAAAAAGAUUUCCAUUUCUUACUACCUAUACGGAUAGAAAUAAAGUUUGAUCCUCUUAAAGACGAAUACUAUAAGGCUAUAGAUGAAAUUAAGAAUUUCUAUUUCAAAAAGGGUAAAGUGACAUUAAAAAGUGUUAGUGAUUAUGUCACUUACAUAGGAGAUGUACUUACAACUUAUCCCGUUGACGUAAUGACGAGAAAGUACGCAAAUAAAACAAAAAAUUCCCUGUAUUAUUAUCACUUUGAUUAUUACAGUGAAUUAAAUGCUAACAAAAACAGAAUUUUAGCGUUAUCAGAAGUAAGCGAUGGUACCUGGGGAGCUUCAUCCGGCGACGAGUUAUGUUAUCUGUUUAAAUGUCCAAUACUAAAAAAUAACUAUCUAAAAUUAAAUAAAUCGAUGUCUGAAGAAAUAAUAUUCCAAAAGAAAUUAGUAAAACUAUGGGCAAAUUUCAUUAAACAUGGAUCUCCUGCGCCAGCACAUAAUAAUCCUUUGGAGAAUUUUGAAUGGCCGACGUAUAAUUUAGAAACAAAAGAAUAUCUUCACAUCGGAAAAAAUAUAGAAAUACGACGUAAUCUCUUUGAAGAUAGAUUCGAGUUCUGGGACAAAUUCCUAACCAGAUGGCCUAAAAUAUUGAGGAACUCAAGAGAAAAGGAUGAAUUAUAA
Messenger RNA from Papilio machaon (common yellow swallowtail), 1590 nucleotides. Its product is annotated as juvenile hormone esterase. The transcript is spliced from 3 exons. The coding region runs from base 1 to 1590 and encodes 529 amino acids. NCBI's taxonomy places the organism in Eukaryota, Metazoa, Arthropoda, Insecta, Lepidoptera, Papilionidae. The record is from RefSeq and is a predicted model, not a curated record.